AUGGUAAAAAGUAAUUAUCUGACAAUAAAAUAUCCAUUAUGUGUUGUUUCGCCGAAUAUAGAAACGAUCAAAAACAUACCCGAAUCCUCUACAGCUUUUAUUCGUGACCUUGACGGUUGCGUGAAUGCCAUACUAUCAAUGGUGAAAUAUUCUUCAACGCAUGCUUACUGUAUAUUAGCUGAGAUCAAAAGGGACAUAAAAGAUAAAUUUAUAAGUAUCGAGGAGGAUACGAAGAAUAUACCAGGCGCAUUCACUAUUGCUAAAUUUAAGGAAACUGUUGAAGAUAAACGAUUGCUUCCAAUUUAUGUUCAAGUUCAUCACAAUUUCAAAUAUCAGUUAGCAAUGGAACACCUUGUUAAUCAACUUUCAACGAGCACUCUUGGGAAGAAUAACUUGGAGUUAAAAAAGAAUAUCACAAUUGAUUUGGCCGCAGAAGAUGAUUUUAAUUUUUGGCGCGAUCAAGCUGGAUUCAUAAUCACUGACCGCCAACAGCUUAGUGAACUUACUGUCAAAGUAUCCAGUUUCUUAUCAGAACUCCAACAAUCAAGUGGCAAGUAUUCACUUCUAAAAUUAAACGGUUUGAUAAAGAGAUAA
Molecule: messenger RNA, 594 nt
Organism: Dracunculus medinensis (Guinea worm)
Lineage: Eukaryota; Metazoa; Nematoda; Chromadorea; Rhabditida; Dracunculidae
Source: the annotation of a GenBank genome assembly